AAAUGGCGAGCUAUGGAUCUCGGAUGACACAUGAUCCAGGUGAUAUUGGAGUUCUCGGCUGUGACUCCGCUGUAGGGCUUCCCACGGUCUAGAGCGAGACAGAAACCUGUCAACAGAAGUUUUAUGUUGGAGGUCGGUUACAUAAUCAAAGUGGUGGGUUGUAUGAUUUUCGAAGAGGAUUCUCAUGCGCGCUUUGCACUAUCAUUGUUCUGCUAGUGGGUGCCGGCCGGAGGACUUUGCAGCUACAGGAACGCCACAGAUAAUCGCUGAACAUGCAAUGGAUACCGGGGACAAUGAGAUUGAUGGCAGAGAUCCGACAAAAGCCCGACUGAUUGUCAAGUUCAAUGGAGCUGACCAUGAUAUCACCAGGCAAUUUUUUCAAAUAUCGUUCAAAUUUGUUGCAGAUUCGGCAAAAUUCCACCCGGGCGGCAAGCGGACCCUGCAACGAUUCGCGGGCCGCGACGUUUCGGAGACAUUGGAGCGGACUAACCACUCGCCGGCUGCUCUCAAACUUGUGCCAGAGUAUAGAGUGCAAGACAAGCUGAAUGUCGAUCCCAUAGAUACUGAAGAUUUGGAACGAGAUGUGAUCGACUGGUCGCAACCUCUGCUGAUGCAGGUGGGCUACCUAAGAGACAACUACCAGGCGUGGCUGCUAGCUCCAGUAGACCGCAACUUGCGCCUGUUCCAGUCCGACCUCCUCGAGUCUCUGACCGUUGUCUCGCCCCGCACCGCACUCCUGGUAUGGCCCCCGCUCCUGGUACUCAUCACCGCGGUCGCAUACUACCAGGCGCUCAGCCACCAGCACUCCUCACUUUCCGCCAGCUACCUGGUGGCAUUGGGCUGGUGCGUGGGCCUGUGCGUGUGGCCCCUAGUCGAGUACAGCAUCCACCGCUGGCUGUUCCACGCAUGCCCGCCGUCCGCCUCACGGCUACUCAUCACGCUGCACUUCGGCGUACACGGCCUCCAUCACAAGGCUCCCUUCGACACGCGUCGCCUUCUCUUUCCGCCCGCGCCGGCGCUCUCUCUUGCCGCCUUGGCGUACCUGGCGGUGCGAGCGGCGCUUUCCGCCACCUUGGCGGCGGCGGUUGCCGCCCCUCUGGCCACGGCUGUACUGGCGGGCGCCCUCACCGGCUUCCUCGGCUACGAUCUGACGCACUUUUAUCUGCAUACGGGAUCACCCGCACCGGGGUCACGGUUGUACCGCCUCAAGCGACGCCAUAACCAGCAUCAUUUCGCGCAGUUUGAUCGCGGCUAUGGGAUAAGCAGCAGUUUCUGGGACCAUGUCUUCAAAACUGGGAUCACACUCAAAGACAUCAAAUUUGAACUGAGAUGGUGAAUUACAAAGUUCUUCUCACUCUAAGAUUCAACAGAAAUAUCACAAAUUGUUCCAUUGUUUUUUAUGUAGUCUAUACUGAUAAUCUCUGUAUAUAAUAAUUAUUAGUGAAUUCAGUAUUCCUACCUUCAAGAACAGUGAAAAAAAUAUUCAGAUCCUCACAAAAUAGAACAGAGUAAAUAAAGUUAUAAUACAAAAGUUGUUGAACUAA
This is a messenger RNA of Nilaparvata lugens (brown planthopper), 1544 nucleotides long. Its product is annotated as fatty acid 2-hydroxylase. Gene Ontology annotation, molecular function: fatty acid 2-hydroxylase activity; iron ion binding. The record is from RefSeq and is a predicted model, not a curated record. Gene Ontology annotation, cellular component: membrane; endoplasmic reticulum. The transcript is spliced from 6 exons. Bases 185 to 1336 code for a protein of 383 amino acids. Gene Ontology annotation, biological process: fatty acid metabolic process; lipid biosynthetic process. NCBI's taxonomy places the organism in Eukaryota, Metazoa, Arthropoda, Insecta, Hemiptera, Delphacidae.